Molecule: messenger RNA, 9018 nt
Organism: Trachymyrmex cornetzi
Lineage: Eukaryota; Metazoa; Arthropoda; Insecta; Hymenoptera; Formicidae
Gene: Sec16
Product: endoplasmic reticulum export factor secretory 16
Exons: 18
Coding region: 282-6830 (2182 amino acids)
Biological process (GO): Golgi organization
Cellular component (GO): ER to Golgi transport vesicle membrane; endoplasmic reticulum exit site
Source: RefSeq, a predicted model, not a curated record
CUCUCUCCCUCUCUCUUUCUGUGAGUCUAUCUUACUUUCUCGUAUACGUUGAAAUGUCCGCGUACUCCUAAGAUUGAGUGUCCGCGCGCGGUUAUCGACAUCGACCUCGACGACGAGGACGAGGACGUUUGCUCCGCUGUAAGAAGAAACCUGCAGAAGUGACUGGUGGCGGCAACGGCCAAUAAUGCGCAUACCGGACGCGUGGAAACGGCAACGCGAGCGACGAUAGCUUUAGAUCUCAAAGAUUGCUGUAAAUCAGGCUGCAAAGUCCUGCAGGCAGCAUGAACAAUCCUUAUCGAGCUAGACCUGCCAGAUCUCGGGUGGAUCAUUCAGCUACGUAUGGUAUGCACAACCAAAAUAUGUGGAUGCCUAUGUCUAGGCCUCAAUCGAAUGUCCCGCCGAAUGAUACCACCCAGCAGUCUCUUGUGAACCAGUCAAAACAUGCGAACGAUACAUGGAAGGAUCCCUGGGACUGGAAUCUGGACCAACAGUCGGAUACCCAACAGCAGCAAUCAUCACCGCAGCAACCACCAUCGCAGCAACAGCAACAGCAUUACAUACCCUCGUAUCAGAAUCAAGGACAGCUGAUAUCUGGUUCUGUGCAAAACCAUUAUUACAAAAAUCUCAAUGGUAAUACAUCCGAUGUACUUAACCAGAACUCCGUGUCAGACAGAAACACUCCCAGGUCGGAGCCUGCUCGUCAGACUGGGUCAAAUUAUACGGAUUCUUUCCCGCCCUACGCGAACUAUAAUCAAAAUCAGCAGUAUCCAUUACCGCCUCGACAGAACAACGCGAAAUCCAGUUAUGAGCAUGCUCAAUGGCCGAACGAGCAUCAGUCGUCGAAUGCAGCUUAUACUCAGCAAAGACUCGUGCCACAACAGAGCCAGAAGGAACAAUCACCAUUACAUCCACCAUCGACACACCCACCAUCAACACAUCCACCACCGACGCAUAACAGUUAUAACUGGAGCAAAGGCGACACAACAAACUUACCAUUGCAACGUAAUUGGCAGAAUCAUACCGAUACUCUAGAUCAGUGGCAGGAUCAAAACAUGUCGCAGGAAAUGCAACAGCCAACAGUCGACAAUAUGGGUAAUCAGUGUGCGCAAUCAUCACAAAUAUACAAUGCGCCUAUCGAGGGGGUCAAUAAGGAACAUUCCAUGAACUGGUCUACCAAUGAGCAACAGAGUAACGAAGCGGGUAAUGUAUCGAAUCAGUGGCAUAAUCAAAAUCGCGAGCCCCAACAUCAAUCCGCGCAUUUAUUACAAACAAAUAACGUAGAUGACACAUUUGCUUCUUGGCCACAGUCGGGCAACAUCAGUGCCUCGCACGAUUGGAGACAUUCUAACGUGCAAAACGAAUCUGUACAUUCUACGCAAUGGUUACAGCCAACGAGUGCGGAUAACAGUUCGUUAGCGCAGAACGUAUCACAGAAUAAUAACAGCGUUAGGUUUGCUACAAACGAAUGGCAACAAGUGCACAUGGCGCCAUUCCACUAUGUUCCAGCAUCUACAACUGUACCUACAAGCGUAGAAAAUAUUGUACAUACACCUAAUAAUAAUGAACAAGAGAACGAGAAGCAAGCAGCAGUAGUAGCUUCUAUCGCAACUACUGUGUCACCUCACGAUUCAAUCAGUCAUGCAAAAUCGAGCGAUAUUAAGUCACCGAUUGGAGAUCACCAUAAUUUAAACGUACUGACUGAUGAUGCACCGAAAAAUGAUCUUUCUAAAACCGUUCUUAGCGAAAAAGAUGACCGCUCUUUUGAUUCUACAGCGGCAGAGGAAUUAACCAGCAGUUUUGGUCACCUUAAUCUUAGUGGCAAGUCGGGAAAACACGUGGAUCUUUUGAGUGAAUCGUUAGAGGUACAUUCGAGCCCCGUUCUCCAAGAAGGGAGAGCUCAACAUCCUGGUAAUUUUAACGUUGCGAGUAUCCGAGGCAAUUCUAUUCCCGAUAAUAUGCCCGUGCUACCUUCGGAUUACACGUCAAGCGGUAUAGAGAAUUCUCAUUCUAUCGAUAGCCAACCAAUUGUCGGUCAAGAUCCUCUAAUAUCGAAUACAUAUCAAAGUGGUGCUACUAAAAUAGUAGAUAGUACCUCGCAAAGCAGUUAUGAUCAAUGGUACAAUCAAAAUACGUUAGAGAAUGCAUGGUAUGCGAAGGAUCACUCACGUCCACCUCCCAAACAGUGGAACACUCCUGAGCAGAAUGUAGAAAACUACGAGAAUAUUCAACAAUCAUCCGACUUCAUAAAUGUCGAGGUUGUUGCACCUGCAACGUUGAAGGAGCGCGAUAUCUAUGGUUCGCGAGAUUCUAUAAACAAGGAGACGUUGGACAACGAUCCCAAGCCGAGCACGAGUCCCAAAGAAGUCCCAACGAAUAUUCGAGAUUUCAGGGAGGAGGUGAACAACGUCGAAGUGCCAUCGGUGCAGCAACAGCAGCAGCAAACUCGAUCUCAUCCACCUUUGACGGAACAAAUGCCGGAUAACUACGAAUUCGCUUCGAAUGAUAGAAAUACGUUUUUAGAGACUGGCGAGUUGACGGACUCACAUCAGGAACACGAACCAACGCCACCGAGUCAGGAUGAUGAGAAUGAUGAAGUGCCUAACGAUAUUCCCUUCCUGCGCGAAGUACCGGGACAAUCGAGUACUAUAGAUCCACGCAGGAACGAUCCUACAGGUCAGGAACAAAGUAUACAAGUUAGAAAUAUACCUGAUCGAGCGGAGCGUCGUGACGUCCUUCCGGGACAAGAGAGAAAUGUUCCUUUGUUAUUACGAGGUGAUACGGACACGCUAGAACGACGGAAUGAUCCUUCGGGUAGAGAACGUUCUCUUCCGCCGCAACAGCCCCUUCCAUCGCGAAAUGAUCCAUCAGGUGAAGAGAGAUAUCAGCUGCAGUCGCAGGUAAUGAUGGAGCCGAGUGAGACUCGUGAAGUGCUCGGCAGAGGCAACGAGCCCGACGAAGUUGCGCAGCAAACAGACGCGGAACGUAGACAGAUACCAGGCGGAGCAUCUUCCAACGACGUCACGCAGUUGUCGGACGACAGGACAACAGGUGGUAGAGUUGUUACUGGCUCUCCUCCGGAGGUUCCUCCACCGAUGUCCGCGAUGCAAGAUCAGGCGAGUGAAUCGCGAAAUAAACGCGAGGAAGCGGUAGGUGCAUCUUUGGAGAGCGAGAGCCAGGGCAUCUCCAGCUCCUCGAAUCGACGGGAUUCCUAUGAAGUCGAAGAAGAUGAGGGAUCUCGCAACAGUCGGGACGAAAGUAGGGAGAGACGACGAGAAACAAGUCCUGAUCGCCGACGAUACGAAUAUGACCGAAAGAACGCGUACUACGAUCGUGAUCGCGAAUACGAGGACGAUUAUUAUUACGAACGUCGACGCGCGGGCGACAAUGAUCGUCAGUAUAGUGCCCGCGACGACUUCGAACGACGGGAUGUUGCGUAUCGGGAAGACGAACGUAAACAUCACAGUCGCGACGACUUGGAUCGACAUGGUAGAGACGAUAUGGAUAGAAGAAUCAGGGGAAAAGAGGAUCUAGAUGAAAGGGACAGUAGGAGAAGACCAGAUGAUCGUAGAAGAGGCGAUGAUCCACGUCGUCGAGACAGAGAUCCAAGAGAUUAUGAUGCACGAUAUUCUAGAGAUCCUAGGGAUAGAGAAUAUAUGGAUCGUGAAAGGAGAAGGGACGAUAGACGAUCACGAAGAUACGAAGAUUACGAUAUUAGAGAUCCGUAUAGAAGGGACUAUUACGAUGAUCCUUAUGGAAGAAGUUCUAGGCCUUCAAGUAGAUCUUCUUACAAUGAUAGAGACCGUGAAUACUACAUGCGUGCGAGAGACCCUUAUUAUGCAUACAAUGGAUACAGUGGAUAUGAUUAUAGUGCUCAUUAUGGUAACAAUUAUUACGCAUAUCUUGAAAACCUGCGUCGAACGAAUCCUGCUGCCUAUUCCGAGUGGUACCACAAAUAUUAUGCAAACCAGCAUCAACAACAGCAUAUUGCCAGAGGAGUCAGUAAUUAUCCGGAGGAUAGAGCCAGUGUUCAUUCUGGCCGUAGCUCCUGCGACGACAGAACUACUGGUGAUAAACGAACAUUGGGUGAUAUGUCCUUAGAAGAUACAAUAAUUACUUCUGCUCGAUUGACGCCGACUAAAUAUUCCACGUCUCAUGCAUACGGUUGCUUUUCCAUUGGAUCUUUGAUACAUGUUCAUCCAAGUUACCCAACUGAUGGCGAAAGAGCUAAAGUGGAUAUUUUUCGCGUAGAUAGCUUACUCUCGCAUGAUCCUGUUGCACGCGAUUUACGAUUAUAUCCAGGACCUCUAAUUAAUGGUGUAACGCAUAAAAAGACUAUUAUAGAAUAUUGCGAAAAUAAAAUUAAAAAGGCAAUGAUGAAUGAAGAAUUGAUUGAUCGUGCUUCAUACAUCUUGCUAUACGAACUGAUGAUUAUGUUAAUUCAACAAAAUGGAAAUGUUGUUGGCGUCGAUAUUGCUGGACUCUUAUUGCGUAAUAAGGAUACUUAUCCUUACGACGCGAAUAAGUUCAGAUCUCAGGAUGUAGGACGCAGAGAAUCGCAAAUAUCGCAACGUUCUGGAGCAACGGGCAGCGACGGAAGUACCCAGGAUAUUUCAGCGUUAUCCGAGAAAACUGAAACCAAGCAACGAAAAACCGUAGAACAAAUAACAGAUGAAUUCAGAGAUACGUUACUCUAUGGACGGGUUCAAGAAGCAUUAGAAUACGCGAUGAACGAAGGACUUUGGGGCCAUGCUCUCUUCCUGGCUAGUAAACUGGAUAAACGCACGCAUGCUUCUAUAAUGACUCGUUUUGCAAACAGUCUGCCAUCACACGAUCCACUGCAGACCUUGUAUCAACUGCAUUCUGGUCGUAUACCUGCUAUAGUUACGUGCGUCGCGGAUCCGCGCUGGGACGAUUGGCGGCCUCAUCUAGCUAUGAUUAUAUCUAAUACCUCGACCAAUCCAGAAGUUAAUCGCCGAUCAAUAACGACUCUCGGGGAUACAUUAUUCGCGAGGGGCGACAUCCAUGCCGCACAUUUUUGUUACAUACUCGCACAAAUUGAUUUCGGCGUUUACGGAACUAAUGGAGUUAAACUCGUGUUGAUCGGCGCUAAUCACAACAAGUCUUAUUCUGAAUUCUUUACCAUGGAAGCUGUCAUGUUAACAGAAAUUUAUGAGUACGCUCGGAACCUUAAUGAUCCGCAUUUCACAUUAGUAGACCUUCAAACAUUCAAAUUUGAUCUAACUGUGAAGAUGGUGGAUUGUGGAUUAAUAGAAAAAGCUUUAUUGUAUAUCGAACAGAUUGCAAUAAAUAUCGCGAACGAUCCAUUGAAAUACAAGAAAUCCUUCAUCGAAGCGGUUUAUGUAUUAGGCGACCGAAUCAAGUAUCACGAUCCAGUCUAUAAGGAUGCUAUCGAAGAUGCUGCGAAUGUUACGUGGCUUAAUAGAUUAGCGGAGAUAGUUGGAAAAUAUCAGGAUGAACAGGCUGUCGAAGAUAAAACAUACGGUUCUCGUACUAUGAUAGAAAAUCAGGAAAUUCAUGAAGUAAAACAUCAACAACAGCAACCAUCGCAACUACCACCACUAUCAUCACAACAACAAUGGAACACUGUCCAAUCCGAUUAUAAUGACGGGCCUACGUCGAUGAUGGAAGUUAACACGAGUGAAAUGCAAUCAGAUUGGCAACCAUUAUCUUUGCCCACGAACAUUCAAGAUACAUAUGAUCCGAAUGCGCAAUAUAUGAGAAACGUAGACGAACCUGUUCAAUAUCAGCAGUCGCAACAACAGGAUUAUUGGAGCCAGCAAUCAUAUUAUCAAAAUAAUUAUGGAAGAAACGAAUCUAUACAGUCUAAUUGGCAGCAACAGUCUGCACCAGGCUUAACUGAUCAGACUGAAGUAACUAACUCGCAACAACAAGACAAAUGGAACUAUGAGACGGAAAGGGAAGACAAAACACCCACACCUGAACCUGUGCAGCCAACAAUCUCUAUGACACCGUCAACGGGUAAACAGUAUGAUCCAUUGGAAGAAUUAGAUGCGCUUGAGACACCACGACAGACUGCUAAAUCUGCGGUGGAUACGAAGAAAAUAACCGAAAAAACGGCUGAAAAGAAACCUUCCAACAGUGGUGGCUCCUGGUUCGGUGGUUUGUUCAGUAAACUCGCGCCCAAGCCGAAAAACCAAAUGAUAUUGCCGGACGAUAGCAACCCAACGAUUGUAUGGGAUCCAGUUGCUAAAAAGUGGAUGAACAAGGAUGAGGAUGGCGACAGCGGUACCACGACAUUGGCCCCACCGCCGAAAACAGACAUGAGUUUCCGAGCGCCGGCAGUGGAGCGCGUUCCACAACCGUCUUUACCGAGUGCACACAACGAGGAUACAUCAGCGGCGGAUAUUUCGAAAUUGCCUACUGGUAGUAAUAUGUAUAAACUGCAAAGGGGUAGGAGUAUGCGUGCCAACUACGUAGAUAUAAUGAAUCCCGGUGGAAAAUCUAAAGGUAGCGCGGCGUCGUCUAAUGUGGCCACCCCCAUGACGUCUCCACUCGUACCUAUAGCUACCUCAUCCCCGCAGGUGUUGGUACCCGCGCCAAUUAAUGAUCCAACCGCUCCUGUGGAUUUCUUGACUCCUGCAGCAACACCGCCGUCUGGAAAUAUCGCGGAAAAUACCCCACUCUCUCGCUGGAGCUCGACCAGCUCGUUAUCACGAGAGGUGCAGAGCUACACAAUGAGGGAUCCGCGGCUCCUUCAACGGAACAAGGGACCAAUGAUGUUCAACCCGAGUGACAUGAAGGAUCGUUCGGUGAAGAACAUGCCACCUAGCAGAUAUCAUCCACGAUAAUUUUUUGCAAUCGCUCAUGAGAAUAAUUUGUUAUUUAAAUUAGGAAGUUUCUUAUAUAAUUGCAGUUGUAUUUAAUGUGAAUAUCUGUUCUUGUACAAAAAAAACGUAACAACAAUAGUAUAUUUUUAGAGUGAUGCACGGUGCAUACAGUCUCUUUCGAAAGAAUGUGUAUGACGUAAGAAUCCAGAAGAUAUACGUCUUUUUAUACGCACUUCACAUAUUCGAAUUGUCUAGAUUAAUUUUUACAUUUGAAAUUCUGUUCGAGUUUGUUAUAUUUAUCAUAUCGAAUUAAAUAUUACGUUAAAAUUUAUUUAGAAGGAGAUUCCCACGCGGAAUAUAGGAAAUAUAGAAGACAAUUUAGCAAUUGCAAUGGUGGCGUAGAUAAAUUGUACCCGAGCACGUAUAAUGAUUUGUAAACUAAGUUUUCAUUGUACACUUUUCAAUUUGAAAGAAUAUGCUCCUUUCAGAUUAAUUCUCACGGAAUGUUAUUUCGUGUACAGUGUAAUGAAUUUAUUUGAAAGUUACGCACCGAUUUCUGUUUUUAUUAAAUACGUAUUUCCAUCAGAUGGUUACUUAUGUAUUUGCUAAUAGUUAAUCAUCGUUUUGGAAGUGUGCGAGUGCAUUCCCGUUACUACGUUCGUUUAGCUUGUAAGUAAAUUGUCACCGGUACCGAAUUCGAUGUUACGCGAAGAUUCAAGUUCUGCGAACUCGAAUUAUGUGAGUGAGAUGUAAAGUUAAUAUUUUUACGUGCAACCUGUAAUCGGAGAUCUAUCUAAGUUAAAAUUAUAUAAAUAAUCUCUCGCUUCGAAGUGUCUUGUAAAUGUGUGACGAUAGAGAGAGGAUUGUACGCUGAUUAUAUAGUUUAACUAUAUCGCAGAACUUGUUACAACACGGCCUCAGUAUGUGCUGUAAUUCUAAGUCUGAUUUUAUAUGUACGGAGGAGAAGAGAGUAUUGUGGUGCCGAUAAAUACAAGAUGUUAGGGAUAUGAGAAUUUUAUCGAGGGUAAGGGGGAAAAUAACGCAUUAAGUGUAUGAUAGGAAUACCGUUGUUAGACGUCGGGCUUAUAAUAUUACGAGAUAACAUUGAUACACCAAUAAAUACGCAACUGCCAUCAACGUACGGAUAGUGUGAGAUGAGUAACGAGUUUGUAUCGCGUUUCCACUGGUUCAAUCGCAUUAGAUUUGUAAAAUAAUGUUGGUGUCUAUCUCCGCGAAGAAUUUGAUAGUUGCAAGUAUUGAUAAGGACAGUAAAGGAUCCUAGCAAAGAAUAGGCAGACGGUUUUGGUGUACGUUGAAAUGUCUCUAUCGGAAAAUAAAUGUCCUGGAAGAUAUAUAUUUUUCGGUGAAGAGUGAGUACCUUUGCAAGUAAAGGCUUUUUACUGGCUCAAUCUAUCGUCGCCUUGCGCUUCGUCCUAUAUAGAUACUGUUGAUCGUUCAAUUUUAGAAUCUUUCGUUGAAAAUAUUAUAAAUUAUGACGGUUCGUCUCGAUUUUUCUCGCUGAUAAAUGUCCCGUAAUAUUGUCAAGUAAGAUUGAGAAACUCUUCAUAGAGUAUUUCGGAACGGUAGCAAAUUUCUGACGCAUAGAUAUCCAUUGACCACAAAUAGAAGGGAUUGGUUCUAGGGAUAAUUUUUGUAAAUUGUGACACUCGUAAUACAUUUUAUAUCUGUGACAUACGAAUUAGGUAUAUCUUAGAUGCAUAUAUUAUAAUAUAUUAUGAUAUUAUAAUAUAUAUGUUACAAUACACAUGUUGAUACUGUUGCAGAGAUGCCGCGUGUAAGUUUUAUAUAUAUAUAUAUGUAUACGUGAACUCUAGAUUUGUACAUAUUCUAAAUGUAGCUUUCGUAAACUUGUCCUAUCGCAAUUGUUUAUAUAUAGAGAAUUCGCGCUUGUUUUUUAAAUACCGAGACAUAGAAAUGGAUCCCGUGUUAUACCUUCGCCGAAAUGUAACCAGAGGUUCUAUUUGUGGUGAAUGGCAGCUUAUUGCGACCAACAUCACCGUUAGUCAUACAGUUGAUCGACGAUAAACUUUCGUUGAGAAAUCUAUGCAAUCGUUACAGCUGAAAUAUGCAUGUUUCUAAUCCUUACACACGAUCGAGCUUUAAGUUGAGAAUUCGAGUGGCGAUGCAGAAUGUGCAAUUAAACUAUUGUCUCUUUUUCUUAUUAUUUACCAUCGUUUGCUCGCAAAAA